Molecule: messenger RNA, 789 nt
Organism: Rhagoletis pomonella (apple maggot)
Lineage: Eukaryota; Metazoa; Arthropoda; Insecta; Diptera; Tephritidae
Exons: 1
Coding region: 1-789 (262 amino acids)
Source: RefSeq, a predicted model, not a curated record
AUGAGUAAAAGUGAGAGUCAGCCAGGCCAGGUGGAAGACGCUACUUCCUUAAAAAGACAAAGGACAAUUUUAAAAAGACGCAUAGCUAGAAUUAAAACGGGAAUUCAUGAUAAGUCACUCUCAUCAGAUCCGUCGGAAGUUGAGUGUCGACUCGAAAUGCUGAAUAGUUACAGCGAAAAGCUUCUAGCGUGUCAGUCCGAAAUAGAAGAGAUCGAUGAAGAUGAUGACACCCGUGACAGCCUUGAAGAUUUAAUUGUUGGAACCAAGGCAAUGUUAAAAUCCAUAUUAUCAGAGAACAACAAGCACAAAGCUUCUGACACCUCCUUCACAGCGCCUCACAGCUCAAGACUUCCGAAAAUGUCGCUGCGAAAGUUUCGAGGGCAGUAUUCGGAUUUUAAAAAUUUCAUGAGUUUGUUUGAGAGCCUCGUCCAUAACAACCCUGCGCUUUCAGACAUUGAAAAAUUCACACAUUUAGUUUCGUGUUUGUCUGGUGAAGCCUUGGGAACGGUGAAGGCCUUCCAAAUGACGGAAGAAAAUUACCCGAAGGCGUUGGCAAGCCUGAAAAAGGUAUAUGAUAAUAAAUGUCUCAUAUUUUCGAAUACAGUUGCGAAACUGUUUGAGUUGCCGAAAAUACAAAAGGCAUCGUCGCUUUCGCUGCGGUCAAUGAUCGACACCGUAUCAGCUGUAUAUGACUCCUUGUUGUCUUUGGGUGAUGAUACAAAUAUUUCAAAUGCGAUGUUGAUACAUUUGGUAAUGUCGAAGGUUGAUCCCACUACGCGGUCAAAAUGA